CUAAUAUAAGUAGAGAAACCCUGAAACUACCAUCGACUCACCGGACCACCAAUAAUCACCGGCGGUAAUCAGAUUCUCCUACGAGCCCUGGGUUUCAAACCACUGAAGCAGCUGCAAACAGCUUGAGGAUCUUGAUGGGAAAAUUUGAGAUAGCAGAAGAGGUGGAAGGAGAUCGCGUCGGCUCUAACGAUUACUACUUCGACAGAAUCGGCGAACCUCUCUCUAUCAAGGAAGAAGACGCUCAGUACGAUCUCGAAAACCCUCCGUCGCAGCCCCUCGCUAUCUCCGAACGCCGCGGCUUAGUUUUCAUCGCACAUUCCUCCGGGUUUCUUGUGGGAAGGACCAAGGAUGUGAUUGCUGCUUCCAAGAACAGUAGUAGGGUUUGUGUCCAGGAGAUAGCUCUUGUGGAUGUUCCUGUAGGGGACGUUCGUAUAUUGUCGCUCUCAGCUGAUGAUUCGAUUCUCGCGGCCUCUGUCGAUGAUGAGAUUCACUUCUUCUCUGUGGAUUCACUUCUUAACAAGGAUGCAAAGCCUUCUUUUUCUUAUUCACCUGAUGAGUCAGGCUUUGUUAAGGAUUUUCGGUGGACAAGGAAAGAUAAACAUUCUUAUCUUGUUCUUUCAAGCAAUGGGAAGCUCUUUCAUGGAUCUGAUAGUGCACCCCCUAAACAUGUUAUGGAUGGUGUUGACGCCGUUGCAUGGAGUUCAAAAGGGAGCUAUAUUGCUGUGGCUCAAGAUAAUAGCCUGCGUAUUUUGUCGUCAAAGUUUAACGAGAAGCGUUGCAUAGCACUAUCAUUUGACUCAUGGAUUGGUGAUUCUGAUGAAAACUGUGUUGUGAAAGUUGAUUCUAUCAAAUGGGUACGCCAGAACUGUAUUCUGCUCGGAUGCUUUCAGCUGAUUGAUGGCAUGGAAGAAAAUUACCUCGUUCAGGUUAUCAGGAGUCCAGACGGGAAGAUUACUGAUGGUUCGUCUAAUCUGGUUGCUUUAUCAUUCUCUGAUUUGUUUCCAUGUUCAAUGGAUGAUCUUGUUCCGGUUGGUGUUGGACCUCAUUUACUCUUUAGCUACGUAGACCAAUGCAAACUGGCGAUCACAGCAAACAGGAAGAGCAUAGAUGAGCAUAUUGUUUUGCUUAAUUGGUCACCUGGUGAUGAUGAAAGUGCAGUUUCCGUUGUUGAUAUUGACCGAGAGACCUUUUUGCCAAGGAUUGGGCUCCAAGAAAAUGGAGACGACAACAUGAUCAUGGGACUCUGUGUCGAUAUGGUUUCUGUUGAGGGGACCGUUAAUGUCCGUUCCGGAGGUGAUGAACUGAAAGAACUCCCUCCAUUUUGUGUUCUCGCAUGCCUCACUUUGGAAGGAAAGCUGGUCAUGUAUAAUGUUGCUAGUGUUUCAGGACUCCCAGAUUCAUCUGACGUUGAUUUGGCUUCUUCUUCUGAUAUAGAAGAUGCUUAUGCCCCUUCAGUUGGAGAUGAUCUUCCUGGACAAUCUUCGGAAGAGUCUGAACAACAACGAAAAUUUAAUUUUUCGGUACAAAAUGAAGAGAAACACCUCAACUCAGAGAAUUCAGUUUCUCUGUUGCCUACCGAACAAAGGUUCCAAAAGGAAGAAAUUUCUAAGAAGGAAACUGAGUCUGUAAAAAGUUCAGUGUCUGGGGACAACAACGUGAAACAAGAACCCUAUGCUGGAAAAUUAUUACAAGCCGCAGAUGGUCAACAAAGCAUAAUUCCUCGGCAGUUCGGAACAAGUUCUGUACAACCUCCUUCGUCCGUAGGAUUUGAAACCAAAAUUUUUGCAGGACUCGGUCAUAUCUUCCCUGUUCCUGAUAAACCUCAGAAAGAUAUAACGGAGCAGUCUAACUCUAUGAAUUUUCAGACCAGUUUUGGGUCAAAGAGUACACCAGGCUUAUUUGCAUUUUCCGGCCCGCAGAACGCUAUUGUUACGCCACCACAAAAUACACCAGCGCAGCUAUGGUCAAGUGGGAAAGGCGUCUCACCUCCAAGUUUUGGCUCCGGUCUGUUUCCAUCAGUGAAAAAUACUCAGCAAAAGCAACCUGAACAGACUGGAACUGGUUAUGUGAAUCCUCCUACGUGCAUCAGAGAGAAGCCUGUACAAGCUAUUGAGACUACUAGAGCAUCAGCGUUGAGCAUUCUAACUCCUCCGCUAGGCCAAAGUCAGGACGCUGAUGAAGGGGUAGAAAAAAUCGAUCCCCUACCGUCUAUCCGUGCCUCUCAGCUGUCACUACAAGUGAAAUCUUCCUUCGAAAAGUCCUCUAAUCAUCAGCAGCACAAAACUCCGCUCAAUGCUGGACCUCUGAGACUUGAGCAUGCCAUGUCAAAGCAACCCAGUAAUAUAAAUGAGAUGGCCAGAGAAAUGGAUGCCCUUUUACAGUCCAUUGAAGGACCAGGUGGUUUCAAGGAUUCUUGCACCUCAUUACUUACAGGUCAUAUUGAAGAAUUGGAGCAAGGACUUGAAAUUCUUGCUGGCAAGUGCCAAACGUGCAAGAGCAUAACUCACGAGCAGCAAGGAGAGAUCCAACAUCUUCUGGACAAAACAAUUCAAGUUUUGGCAAAGAAGACAUACAUGGAAGGCAUGUAUAAGCAAACUUCGGAUGACCAGUAUUGGCAACUUUGGAACCGCCGGAGGUUGAAUCCUGAGCUUGAAGCCAAACGGCAGCAUAUUGUGAAACUAAACAAGGAUUUGACUCAUCAACUGAUUGAACUAGAGAGAUAUUUUAAUCGGCUUGAACUGGAUCGCUACCAAGACGAUGGAGGACUUCCUCUGGCCGGAAGAGGUGUGCCAAAUAGGUCUGCUCCUUCAAGACGUGUGCAAUCCCUUCAUAGCCUUCACAACACAAUGAGUUCCCAAUUGGCAGCUGCUGAGCAACUCUCUGACUGUCUCUCAAAACAAAUGACCUUUUUGAAAAUUGAUUCACCUGUCAAAAAGAAUGUGAAGCAGGAGUUGUUUGAGACAAUCGGGAUCCCUUAUGAUGCUUCAUUCAACUCGCCAGAUGCUGUAAAAGCCAACAAUGCAUCGUCAGCUAAAAACCUAUUACUCUCUUCGAUUCCUGCAAGUAUAAAUGCACAGUCAAAACAACGCCAGUCAUCUGGUACGAAAAGUUCUGACCCUGAAACUGCCAGGAGAAGGAGAGAAUCAUUAGACAGGAACUGGGCUGCUUUUGAGCCUCCGAAAACAACUGUCAAAAGGAUGCUUCUGCAGGAGCAACAGAAGACGGGUACGAACCAACAGAUUUUGUCGAGUGAGAGAUUACGGCCUAAGGUUAAUACACAAGAGCAAUCACUGCUUCGCCUGAAGGAUCAUGCAUCACCUGUAGUCUCCUCGAAUAAGGGAAUAAUGAAAUCAUUCCAACAAAACACAUCUGAAGCUCAAUCAACCCCGUUCAAAUCAACGCCAGCUAUGCCACAAUCUAACAGCCCCUUUAACCUCUCUCCAACACCGACUGUAUUUGAACAGACAGAAAAGAAGGCUGGAGGAUUUAAAUUUUCUGAAGGCAAGGCAAAUAUGUUUCCUGAUAGAUCUGCUGGAAGUGUGCAGCAGCAGCCUACUGGUGCACCUGUGCAAUCACAGUUUGGUUUCAAUACCAAUAGCAGUAUGCCUGGAAACAGAUUAACUUUUCCUGCUGCAAUUGUAUCAGCUUCAUCUUCACCUUUGUCCAGCACGUCUCUUGCUUCCGUUUCCACCUUACCUACACCGUCAUCACGUUCAUUGCCAUCCUCUCCGAAAGAUUCAGUUUCAGUUCCAACAUCUAUUCCCAUCAGCUUAGCAUCACUCCCACAAACACUUUCAGUUGCGCCGACAUCUACAGUUUCAGCUACAGGGAUCAGUGCUCCAUUUGGUAAAUCGUUGACCAGUGCCAGUUUAGAUCUCAAUCAAGCAGCUACGUCAACACCUUCUCCAUCACCUGGCCCUACAGCUGGUUUCUCUUUUAAGUUACCAGCUUCGUCUCCAUCGUCCCCUGAAAUUGUCUCAUCUUCAACAGGCCAAUCUUCGGUUUUUCCAUCUUCGACAGCAUCACAAGUGUCAACUAGUCUGGUCUCUGCAACCAGUUCCCCAACAGACAGCAAUCGUUUGUUUUCAUCAACCUCUUCAUCUUUAACUCCCCCUAUUACUUCUACCGCUCCUGGCGCGUUUAAGUUUUCUCAAGUUUCUACCCCGUCGUCUGCUGUGUCCACUGCAGAGCCAGUCUCGGAACCUAAAAAACUAGAGACUCAAAGUUCCUCAAUUCUAAGUACGGGAAGUACUGCAGAGCCUGUAGCAAAGGCAACAACAUCACAGACUGAGCUGCUGCCGGUGAAAAGUGAAAUUUCGACCUCAGAGACUACAGUAACAACCCCUGUCAGUACAUCUGGGUUCCUUUCUGGAUUUUCAUCCGCAACACAGUCUAGUCCUGUAAGUAUGGCGCCUCCUUCAUUCAGUUGGCCUGGUAGUUCUCAGCCGCAACAGCCAUCGCCAACACCUGUCUCUUUCCCUACAUCCUUUUCAACUUCAGCAAGUCCAUUGGGUGAGAAAAAAGACACUGUAGAUACACAGGAAGAUGAAAUGGACGAAGAAGCUCCAGAGGCUAGCCCGGCGGCUGAACUUAGUAUGACUGGUUUUGGAGGUUUUGGGCUUGGGUCAACUCCAAACCCGGCUGCUCCCAAAUCAAAUCCAUUUGGUGGUUCCUUUGGUAAUGCUACGACAGCAACAAGUAAUCCGUUCAAUAUGACAGUCCCCAGUGGCGAGCUAUUCCGGCCUGCAUCAUUCAGUUUUCAAAAUCCUCAACCAUCUCAACCGACAGGUUUUGGCGGGUUUUCUACAACGCCUUCUCAAACUCCCACUCAGGGCGGAUUUGGCCAACCGUCGCAGGUUGGCGUAGGACAGCAAGCUCUAGGAUCGGUACUGGGUUCAUUUGGGCAGUCGAGGCAGAUUGGUGCUGGUCUCCCAGGAGGUACGUUUGGUUCUCCUACCGGAUUUGGUGGCUCUAGCCCAGGAAGCGGCCUCCCAAAUGCACCAGCAUCUGGUGGUUUUGCAGCUGCUGGCUCCAGUGCUACUGGUGGCUUUGCUGCCAUGGCUUCAACUGGUAGGGGAUUCGCAGGUGCUUCUUCCAGUCCAACUGGUGGAUUCGCUGGCUUAGCCUCAGGUAGUGGUGGUUUCGGCGGUGCUGCUCCAGGAUCCGGUGGUGGUGGAUUUGGUGGAGUUGGUUCAGGCUCGGGAGGGUUUGGAAGCUUUGCUCCUCCUAAUAGUGGAGGUUUUGCUGGAGCAUCAGGAGGUGGUGGUUUUGGGGGUUUCGCUGGGCAAGGGCAAGGCGGUGGUGGUGGGUUCUCAGGGUUUGGUGGGAACACGGGAGGAGCAGGAGGAAAGCCAUCGGAACUCUUCACACAGAUGAGAAAAUGAGACGAAAGAUAUAUUGUAUAUGUUAAAAUGAGUAUGGCAUGCGAGCAAAGUCUCUGAUUCACUUUAGAUCUAAUCUGGUAGCUAUGUCGAGUUUUUUAUGUUAUCUACAUUAAUGAAAACGUUUGUUUGUGUACUCAAUUUCUUAGUUAUGUCAGCGGACCCAUGCUGGACUAAACUCCCACGUGGCUCAUGCCUUUGAUCA
Messenger RNA from Brassica oleracea var. oleracea, 5586 nucleotides. RefSeq names its product nuclear pore complex protein NUP214. Gene Ontology annotation, molecular function: structural constituent of nuclear pore; protein binding. Lineage: Eukaryota; Viridiplantae; Streptophyta; Magnoliopsida; Brassicales; Brassicaceae. The coding region runs from base 135 to 5384 and encodes 1749 amino acids. Gene Ontology annotation, biological process: RNA export from nucleus. The transcript is spliced from 18 exons. The record is from RefSeq and is a predicted model, not a curated record.